This is a messenger RNA of Trypanosoma cruzi, 537 nucleotides long. RefSeq lists its product as uncharacterized. Gene Ontology annotation, biological process: mitochondrial respiratory chain complex II assembly. The record is from RefSeq and is a predicted model, not a curated record. The coding region runs from base 1 to 537 and encodes 178 amino acids. The transcript has a single exon. Gene Ontology annotation, cellular component: mitochondrion. NCBI's taxonomy places the organism in Eukaryota, Euglenozoa, Kinetoplastea, Trypanosomatida, Trypanosomatidae.
AUGAUAAAUCUCUCUUUUUGCCUCCGUCAUAAGCUGCGUGACGCCGCUGGAAAUACGCACAAUUUUGCGUUUGACAUCAUGACAAAGGUGUACCGGGAGGCGGUGUAUGCCAAGGAUGCACGAUACGCCGGGAACCCCAUGUACCCGGAACGUCAGACAAGCGCAACUGCUGCUGGUAUUGCGCGUUCGCCGCCGGCUUCAGAUUCCACUGUGGCUGAGUUAGGUAAAAUACAAAAAGGGGAUCAAACUGGUGCUUCGACGUCCGCAUCCAGUGAGAGGCCUCGUUCGCAAAGAAGAAGUGGCGUUCAAGUGGAUAUUUUGAACCUUUACCGUGAUAUGCUGAGGGCGUUGCAGCGGUUGGAGGACCCGCGGACAAGAAAAGACCUGCGAAAGUUCAUUCGUAGUGAGUUUGACAGCAAUUGCGAUAUCCCACGCCGGUGUGUUACUCGCAUUGAAUGGCAUUUGCAUCACGGAAAAAACAAACUCGAGGAGCUGCGCACCAUGCGACCUGACACGAAAUUUUUUCUUGUGAAGUAA